UUAAGUUUGCGCCCAUGUUUGUGUGUGCGGGGGUGUAUUUUGUUAUCUUUUGGCGUGUUAGUGUAUCUUUAUGGAAAUCUGUGAAAUGGGUCUGUAUCAUUUGCUUCAGUUUCAGAUCCAUGGUGGAAAAGUAAACGGUUGUUCGGUCAAGGGUCUUUCUGCAGUUUGGCUGUGGUUUAUAAAUUAUUUGGUUCUUAGAUCUACAUAUUAAGGAGCUUUGAUUCAUGUGAUUUUGUUUCCCUGCUAUUGAUGAGGCUGGAAAUUCCGGGGUUUUGAGAUGACAUGGAUAUUGGCACGAAGGUGAUAUGGAUUGUCAGCUCCUCUAGAACAUUGGAUUUUCCUUUCCUCUAUUGGUUCUGAAAUUAAAGCAAUAGCCAAUAGGUUUUUAGAAGUCUGUACAAAGUUGAAGGUUUUGGGUUUUUCUUUUCCCUUGGCUAAAUCCAUUUAUCAUAGAAGUCUGUGUAAAGAACCUAGUUAGAGGUAGAAUUUUUCAUAGAAUUGAGUUCCUACGGCUGGCUAUAUGUUUGGCUACUUUCUGUUGCACAUUCUCCGUUUCUGGAUAGCUCAAUAAUCUUUGAAGCUUAAUUGGUCUAUCUUGGAGGAAUUAAAAGAAAUGGAAUCUGAGGCACUGGCUGCUCAUUAUCAACCAAAUAAACUUCAAAGACUUCUUUCCACUAUUGCGCCUGUGCUAUUGAUUGCAGUAGGAUAUGUGGACCCCGGCAAAUGGGCUGUGUUUGUUGAAGGAGGUGCCCGUUGUGGGGUCAAUUUGAUGAUUGUAUUACUUCUGUUUAAUUUAGGAGCAAUUUUGUGUCAGUACUUGUCAGCUCGUAUUGCAGUGGUUACAGGCAGAGAUCUUGCCCAGAUAUGCAGUGAGGAGUAUGACAAAGUUACAUGCAUAUUUCUUGGAGUUCAAGCUGAGAUUUCAGUUAUUGCAUUGGACCUCACAAUGGUUUUGGGCACUGCAUAUGGGCUAAAGGCUGUGUUUGGAUUUGACUUACUUAGUUGCAUCUUUCUGACAGCAACUAAUGCUGUUUUGUUGCCACUCAUUUCUUCUCUCGUAGAUAAUGGCAGUGCAAGAUUCCUAAGCAUUUGCUGGGCGAGCUUCAUACUACUUUCUUAUGUUAUUGGAAUGAUAAUAAGUCAACCCGAAAAUCCAAUAUCCAUGGACGGGAUGCUGACGAAAUUAAAUGGGGACAGUGCAUUUGCAUUGAUGAGUCUACUUGGAGCAAGUAUCAUGCCACACAAUUUUUACCUGCACUCUUCUAUUGUACAGCGAGAUCAGGGAUCAAAAAAGCUUUUGAAGGAAGCUCUGUGCAAUGACCAUUUUUUUGCCAUUGUUUGCAUUUUCAGUGGCAUUUUCCUGGUUAAUUAUGUGCUAGUGAAUUCGGCAGCUAGUGUUUUCUACAAUAGUACUAGUGGGAGUAGUGGCCUUGUUUUACUCACAUUUCAGGACGCAUUGUCAUUGCAUGAUCAGGUUUUUUGGAGUUCACUGGUAACAUUUGUAGUAGUGUUGGUCAUGUUUUUCUCCAAUCAAAUCACUGCACUCACUUGGGAUCUUGGUAAGCAAGCAGUAGUGCAUGAUUUGUUUGGAAUGGAGCUUCCGGGUUGGCUUCAUCACGUGACGGUCAGAAUUAUGGCAAUCGUGCCAGCUCUCUAUUGUGUUUGGACUUCAGGAGCCGAAGGCCUUUAUCAGAUGCUGAUAUGUACACAGGUUGGGGUAGCCCUUGUGCUUCCAUCUGCUGUUAUUCCCCUUUUCAGAGUCGCUUCAUCCCGAUCAAUAAUGGGCGCUCACAAGAUUUCGCCCCUCUCCGAGCUUUUGUCUCUGGGCACAUUCUUUGGCAUGCUUGGCCUCAAAAUCGUGUUUGUAACAGAGAUGGUAUUUGGAAAUAGUGAAUGGGUGAGCUAUUUGAAGUGGAAUAUUGGAAGCAGUGUAUCGGUUCCAUAUAUUGUCCUUCUCGUUGCUGCUUUUUCUUCGCUGGGGUUGAUGUUGUGGUUAGCCGCCACUCCGAUGAAAUCUGCAAGCUCCACAUUUGAUCCUCAGGCGUUAUAUUGGGACAUUCGAACUCCUGUGCCCGAGUCACCUCCAAUUGGGAAAAAAGUCGAUGCCAAUGAAUCUAGAUUUAAUUUAGAGCGGUCUACAAAUAGGCAGGAACCUACAUUACAGUUGGGUAAAUUGUUAGGGAGCCAUUCGAAUUUAUCAACUCCGUAUCCUGAACCGAACUUGCCAGAAACACUACCGGAUUUCGAGACAUUUCCUCAUCUCACUACCAUUGAUGAGAAUAAAUCUGAAAUAACUUUUGCAAACAAAUCUAAGUGUGAUCCAGAGCUAUCAAUAUCUGCAGGGGACACUGUUCCAAGGAACACUGUUUAUGAUGAUGUUUCAGCAGAAGAUAGCAGCAGCUUGACAUCUAAACCGGUAGAUGUUGUAGAGAAGACACUUCAUAUUGAAGGUGAUAAUCAUCAGAAUGACAAGGAUGAUGAAGGAGAUUCCUGGGUGCCAGAAGAGGUGACAAAAGAGGUAUCUGCAAAUAGUCAGUUUUCGAGUUUCGAGGGUCCUGGAUCAUUCAAGAGUAUCGGUGGAAAAAACGAUGAUAUCGGGAAUGGCACUGGAAGUUUAUCCAGAUUAGGACUUGGUCGUGCAGCAAGGCGGCACUUAACUGUAGUUCUCGAUGAGUUUUGGGGACAGUUGUUUGAUUCUCACGGGCAGGCCACUCAAGAAGCAAAGUCGAAGAAACUCGAUAUAUUGCUUGGCGUGGAGUCGAAGAUGGAUCCUAAACCUCCUUCUGGAUCCCUGAAAUUAGAAAGCAUUCGGAAGGAGUCUAAUGCAUAUUUAUCAUCUAUGAGUGUAAAAGGGUCCGGAGAUUUGUUGAUAAAUUCGAAUUUGUAUUCCCACAAGCAGCAAAUGGGAAACUUUGGUGAUGGAGCUCAGAAGGAUCCAUAUUCAUCGCAGUCUGCUCACUUGCAACUGUUAGAUGCAUAUGUACGAAGUUUAAGCCACGAUACUCUAGAAUCGGGUGAGAGGCGCUAUUCCAGCAUGCACAUUCCGACAUCAUCUUCAGGCUAUGAUCAACAACCUGCUACUAUUCAUGGGUAUGAACUUGCCUACCUUAAUCGAAUUGCUAAUGGAAGAACUGGUUAUUCGAAUGGUAAAGUGGAGUCACCGAUUCCAAAAUCCCAAAAUUUUACCUCAAAUUCUUCGGAGUUCUAUCCCUCUGCUUAUGGGCAGAAGCCACAGAGCAGCUUGAGUAGCAGGGCACCACCCGGGUUUGGAAAUGUUCCUACGUCUAGAAAUACUUCACUGCUGUCUGGAAAUAAUUUAAACGAUCUCAAUCCUUCUGGGAAUGCCGAGAACAUAGGUUGCACAGCAAGUGCAAAGAAAUUUCAUAGCUCGCCAGACAUCAAGAAACUCUAUGUCCCUAAUCGGGAAUCUUUGCUGCUCGAGAGAAGUUCAAUGGGGUAUGUGCAAUCUUCGGGGCGCUCACCGUAUGAACGUAGUAGCUAUUUGAGUCCUUCGCAGAGGGUUGGUGGUCCUCCGGGAUUUGAUCAACCUUCUCCUUCCAAAGCGUGUAGAGGUGCUAUUCCCUUACAGUUUAGUUCAAAUUCUGCAACGGGGUCGCUAUGGGCCAGACAGCCUUUCGAACGAUUUGGUGGCACUGCUAAGAGUGGCAAUAUUCGUGGUGAUCGUUUUGGAGCUAUGCAGAGUUCAUUUACUCGGGAAUCUGGAUUGAUGAUGGAGUUGGAGGCGAGGCUUCUUCAGUCCUUUAGGAGUUGUAUUGUGAAACUUCUGAAGCUCGAAGGGUCGGAAUGGUUGUUUAGGCUAGACGAUGGAGCGGAUGAGGAUCUCGUAUAUGGUGUUGCUACAAGGGAAAGAUUUUUGUAUGAAGCUGAAAUGAGAGAGAUUAAUGCAAUGGGGGAAUCACCUCCCAACAGGAAACCCUCGGGCUCUGCAUCAAAAACCGACGAGUUUGAUUGCACCAAGUUCUUGAUGACGUCCAUCCCGCAUUGUGGAGAAGGGUGCAUCUGGAAACUGGAUCUGAUUGUAAGCUUCGGGAUCUGGUGCAUUCACAGGAUUCUCGAGCUUUCACUUACGGAAAGCAGGCCCGAGCUCUGGGGGAAAUAUACCUUUGUACUCAAUCGUCUUCAGGGCAUAAUCGAUCUCGCAUUUUUCAAGCCCCAUUCGCCAAUGACUCCCUGUUUGUGCCUAGCGUUUCCGGUAGGCCAGCAACAAAGAUCAAACAUAUCAGCUCCAAACGGAAAUUUGCCCAUGCCUGCAAAACAGGGAUGGGGAAAAUGCACAACGGCACCAAUGCUCGUGGAAAAAAUCAAAGACAUCGAGAUCGCAAUCUCUAGUCGUAAAGGGCGUGCAGGCACAGCGGCCGGUGAUGUGGCUUUUCCCAAAGGAAAAGAAAACCUGGCAUCGGUGCUUAAACGGUACAAACGCAGAUUAUCAAACAAAGCAGUCGGGUUUCAAGAAUCGCGGAAUGUGCCACCUUCAACCCCUUACUAGAUUUUUUUGCUCAGUUCAUGGCAGCAGAGAUUGGAUGGAUCCAAGAUGCCAUCUGGGUUUUACUCUCUUUCUGCAACUCAUCUUCAAACAUGCAGAUUCUUCACUUGCUGUUCUGUUUCUCUAUCUAAUGUGUAUUUUGUAGUAGUUUCUUCAGUUUCAGUUUUCCUUUAAUUUGUACUUCAACCAGCAUGUAGCACAUACAUAGGAUACAAAUUGUACUCAGCUAUGUAAUUUGCAGCAGUCAAAGGAAAUUGGGAGAAAAUGUGGUAAAAAAAAAUUGUACAUUACCAUUUCAACUUUUGGUUUA
Ipomoea nil (Japanese morning glory) is the source of this 4814-nucleotide messenger RNA. Its product is annotated as ethylene-insensitive protein 2-like. Lineage: Eukaryota; Viridiplantae; Streptophyta; Magnoliopsida; Solanales; Convolvulaceae. Gene Ontology annotation, molecular function: manganese ion transmembrane transporter activity; cadmium ion transmembrane transporter activity. The transcript is spliced from 8 exons. Gene Ontology annotation, cellular component: membrane. The coding region runs from base 614 to 4507 and encodes 1297 amino acids. The record is from RefSeq and is a predicted model, not a curated record. Gene Ontology annotation, biological process: ethylene-activated signaling pathway; metal ion transport.